Messenger RNA from Physella acuta, 2566 nucleotides. RefSeq names its product ankyrin repeat and SOCS box protein 11. The record is from RefSeq and is a predicted model, not a curated record. NCBI's taxonomy places the organism in Eukaryota, Metazoa, Mollusca, Gastropoda, Physidae. Gene Ontology annotation, molecular function: protein binding.
UUUAGCAACCAGUAGCGUCAAAAUGGCGGAUGAUGACAAAAUACUCCAAGAUUUACAAGCAGAUCUGCAAAGGGCUAAGUCAUUAGAUCAGCAUUUGUCAACUUUAGCGCGCCAAGGGAAUGAUAAGCUGGUUCAAGAAUUUCUUACAGACAAUGUCAGAAUACAAAUAUCUGGUCCGUUAGCCAAGUCUUCGCAACUUUAUGUUGCUUGUUUUUGGGGCAUCAAAGAUACUGUACAGAAGCUUCUGGAACUUGGUACAAAUCCAAAUUUUCAAAACAGUUCAACACUGUGGACCCCACUUCAUGCUGCUGCAUUUCAGGAACAUGGUCCGGUUGUUAUGUUAUUGUUGGAAUAUGGAGCUGAGGCUGAGAUUCCAGAUGCUGAAAACAGAACAGCUGCCCAAUUCGCCUCAGCUUCUGAUGUAAUCUGGCCACUUUUUGCCGCACUGAACAUCCCCCGCACCCCACGCAGUGAGCUGGUGGAGAGGAAUAUUUUACGACCAGGUUCUGGAAUGAUGCAGACAAAGAGCCCAAGCUUAGGAAUAAAUAUAGUUGGCUACAAGCCCAGCCCCCGCAGUGAAGAGAGGGCGUACUUCGCUGCUGUGUCUGGUGAUGUCCUGGCCAAUCAGGAGGAUGAGAUGGGACCACCUGACACCCGUACACAGCCCAAUUAUUCCAUCUGGAAAUAGAACUGGCCUCGGAGACAUCAAAUGACUCCAGCGGUUGAUGUCAGUGAUGUGGCAUGCAGGAUUGGUGUCAUACAGCAGUGGUGUCAUGUGGCAUUGGUGUCAUACAGCAGUGGUGUCAUGUGGCAUUGGUGUCAUACAGCAGUGGUGUCAUGUGGCAUUGGUGUCAUACAGCAGUGGUGUCAUGUGGCAUUGGUGUCAUACAGCAGUGGUGUCAUGUGGCAUUGGUGUCAUACAGCAGUGGUGUCAUGUGGUAGUGGUGUCAUGUGGCAGUGGUGUCAUCCAGCAUUUGGUGUCAUCCAGCAUUUGGUGUCAUCCAGCAUUUGGUGUCAUGUGGCAUUGUUGUGACACAAGAACUGUCUGUCCUACAGGACUUGUAGACAGAUCCGGCAACUGUCCUACAGGACUUGUAGACAGAUCCGGCAACUGUCCUGGUCCUAUACAGCCAUGAGAAAAACUUGCUAAAAAUAGAUUGUGAUGUCAGCCCAUGCUAGAUACAACACAUUACAAGACAAGUUUGGACAAAUGGCUGAAAGUUUUGUUGUACACUUGCUGGUGUGGGGGAGUCGCCCAGUGGAACAGGUUUUGUUUUCAAGUUUUUCAAGGAAUAUAAAAUAAGAAAAUAUUUUCAAAUUUGGUACUGAUUUGGUUUUGUUUUCAAGUUUUUCAAGGAAUAUAAAAUAAGAAAAUAUUUUCAAAUUUGGUACUGAUUUGGUUUUGUUUUCAAGUUUUUCAAGGAAUAUAAAAUAAGAAAAUAUUUUCAAAUUUGGUACUGAUUUGGUUUUGUUUUCAAGUUUUUCAAGGAAUAUAAAAUAAGAAAAUAUUUUCAAAUUUGGUACUGAUUUGGUUUUGUUUUCAAGUUUUUCAAGGAAUAUAAAAUAAGAAAAUAUUUUCAAAUUUGGUACUGAUUUGGUUUUGUUUUCAAGUUUUUCAAGGAAUAUAAAAUAAGAAAAUAUUUUCAAAUUUGGUACUGAUUUGGUUUUGUUUUCAAGUUUUUCAAGGAAUAUAAAAUAAGAAAAUAUUUUCAAAUUUGGUACUGAUUUGGUUUUGUUUUCAAGUUUUUCAAGGAAUAUAAAAUAAGAAAAUAUUUUCAAAUUUGGUACUGAUUUGGUUUUGUUUUCAAGUUUUUCAAGGAAUAUAAAAUAAGAAAAUAUUUUCAAAUUUGGUACUGAUUUGGUUUUGUUUUCAAGUUUUUCAAGGAAUAUAAAAUAAGAAAAUAUUUUCAAAUUUGGUACUGAUUUGGUUUUGUUUUCAAGUUUUUCAAGGAAUAUAAAAUAAGAAAAUAUUUUCAAAUUUGGUACUGAUUUGGUUUUGUUUUCAAGUUUUUCAAGGAAUAUAAAAUAAGAAAAUAUUUUCAAAUUUGGUACUGAUUUGGUUUUGUUUUCAAGUUUUUCAAGGAAUAUAAAAUAAGAAAAUAUUUUCAAAUUUGGUACUGAUUUGGUUUUGUUUUCAAGUUUUUCAAGGAAUAUAAAAUAAGAAAAUAUUUUCAAAUUUGGUACUGAUUUGGUUUUGUUUUCAAGUUUUUCAAGGAAUAUAAAAUAAGAAAAUAUUUUCAAAUUUGGUACUGAUUUGGUUUUGUUUUCAAGUUUUUCAAGGAAUAUAAAAUAAGAAAAUAUUUUCAAAUUUGGUACUGAUUUGGUUUUGUUUUCAAGUUUUUCAAGGAAUAUAAAAUAAGAAAAUAUUUUCAAAUUUGGUACUGAUUUGGUUUUGUUUUCAAGUUUUUCAAGGAAUAUAAAAUAAGAAAAUAUUUUCAAAUUUGGUACUGAUUUGGUUUUGUUUUCAAGUUUUUCAAGGAAUAUAAAAUAAGAAAAUAUUUUCAAAUUUGGUACUGAUUUGGUUUUGUUUUCAAGUUUUUCAAGGAAUAUAAAAUAAGAAAAUAUU